UGUUUUGCUCGGGCAGUGCAUCAGCCGCCUCCGAUCAGUCUCCUCUACGUCGCGUUAAAUCCGUCACUAUCACGUAAAAUCUGUCGUUAAAGCUAUUUUACCACUUAGGUUUUUACGCAUCUUUUGUCAAACAUCGUAAAAAAAUGAGUGACAACGAGAAAGAGUUCAGGGAGCAGGACUCUCGGCCCGGCUCGAGGAGUGCAUCCCCUCGGGGCUCUGCCAAAUCCACCAGCCACUCGCCAGCACGCUCCAAAGACGGCUCCCACCGAUCCAGGUCCAGGUCUCGUUCGCGAUCUAGAUCCAAAUCUAGGUCCCGGUCCCACCGAAGCUCACGCAGGCACUACUCCCGCUCUCGUUCCCGCUCUCGCAGACGCGGUUCCAGGAGCAGAUCUCGUAGCGGGGAGUACCGUCACCGAGGGAGCCAUAGCCGAUCCCCCAUGUCAAACCGACGCAGACACAUUGGUAACCGGGCCAACCCAGAUCCCAACAGCUGUCUGGGUGUGUUUGGAUUGAGCCUCUACACCACUGAGAGGGAUCUGAGGGAUGUUUUCUCUAAAUAUGGCCCCUUGAGUGACGUCAACAUUGUGUACGACCAACAGUCGCGUCGUUCGCGAGGCUUUGCCUUUGUCUACUUUGAGAAUCGUGAAGACUCCAAUGAGGCGAAGGAGCGUGCUAAUGGAAUGGAGCUUGAUGGACGCAGGAUCCGAGUGGACUUCUCCAUCACAAAACGGGCCCACACCCCCACCCCUGGUAUCUACAUGGGGCGUCCCACAUAUGGUGGUGGCGGCGGUGGUGGUGGCGGUGGCGGCAGCGGCAGCAGCAGCAGUGGUGGUUCGUCGCGGCGAGUCUCGAGGGAUUGUGACAGGGGCUACGACAGAGGCUAUGAUAGAGGGUACGACCGUGACUAUGAUCGUUAUGAAGACAGAGAGUAUAGAUCAUACAGGCGCAGAUCUCCAUCUCCUUAUUACAGCAGGGGGUACCGCUCUCGAUCCCGAUCCCGGUCCUACUCACCUCGUCACUACUGAGCUGCAUGAGAAGAGUCGACAGAUUUAAUGUUAUGGCUUGUUUCUUUUUAUGUUUUUUUUCUUGUUGUUUAUCUACCUGAUUAUUCAUGUUAUCGAAUGCUCGAGUUGCUUUUGUAUUAAAGGUGAAAUAGAGUUGUCCGGAAAUGCAGCCUGUGAGAGAACCACAGCUUUUGUGAUGAUUUAAUCUUGUUGGAAGAAACAAUGAAAAAGGUGUUUUAAAAUUUAUCAUGAGUGAAAAUUGCAAUGCUCCAGAUCUGCGUCAAAUACUUUGACUUUUCAUUCUUAUAAAAUGUUCUGAUGUCAGUUUUUAGACAUCCUUAUUGCUAAUGAACAAAUAGAAAAUAAGCUAAGUUUUGGCUUGUUUAUGAUUGAUUGGCUCGAGUCGACAGACUUACCUUCUUACAUUAGAAGAAUUUUUGGUGGAAGUUAAAUCACAAGUUUUAAUUUAAUGUUUGUAUGUAGCUGAAAGUAGUUUGAUCAGUGAUGUGUUUUAAACACAAAUUUUCUCUCUUUAUAAUGAAACUAUUUGGGGAGGAGUGUAAAUAUUA
Hippoglossus stenolepis (Pacific halibut) is the source of this 1573-nucleotide messenger RNA. Its product is annotated as transformer-2 protein homolog alpha. The coding region runs from base 144 to 1025 and encodes 293 amino acids. The record is from RefSeq and is a predicted model, not a curated record. Gene Ontology annotation, molecular function: RNA binding. Gene Ontology annotation, biological process: positive regulation of mRNA splicing, via spliceosome. NCBI's taxonomy places the organism in Eukaryota, Metazoa, Chordata, Actinopteri, Pleuronectiformes, Pleuronectidae. The transcript is spliced from 8 exons. Gene Ontology annotation, cellular component: spliceosomal complex.